This is a messenger RNA of Pelobates fuscus (common spadefoot toad), 848 nucleotides long. RefSeq names its product sushi, nidogen and EGF-like domain-containing protein 1. The transcript has 7 exons. The record is from RefSeq and is a predicted model, not a curated record. Gene Ontology annotation, biological process: cell-matrix adhesion. The coding region runs from base 24 to 848 and encodes 274 amino acids. NCBI's taxonomy places the organism in Eukaryota, Metazoa, Chordata, Amphibia, Anura, Pelobatidae.
UUCCUGAACGUACUGCAUCGACAAUGGAUCUGAUUUGUAUGGUUUUCCUUCUUGUUCUGGCUGGACCCAGCAUACGACAAACGGCAUCAACAAACACGUCCUCAGUUCUCUAUCCAUAUGGACCCUCUGUCAAUGAUGUUCUACUGCCGCCAACAUACGAUAGUCUAGAAGAUAUUGAGACUCCCACCCCGAUUCCACUCUUUGGAAGUUCUUUCUCUACAGUAUAUGUCUAUUCUGGAGGUUUACUGCUAUUCAACUUUCAAGAGAAUUUAGAUAUGUACCUCCCCAUAACCAACGGUCCCACAUUCUUAGCGCCAUUCUGGGCUGAUAUAGAAACAUCAAAUGAAGGAGAAAUCUAUAUCGGGACUAACACAAGCUUACAACUUCUGUCACAAGCAACAUCUGAUGUCGGCUCGUACUUCCCGGGUCUGAAUUUCUCUGCCGGAAUGGUUUUGGUGGCAACAUGGGUGAAAGUUCCUUACCAUUUUUCUACAUUUCCAAGCAAACAGGUGAACACGUUUCAAGCUGUUCUCAUCACAGAUGGCACAGAUACUUUUCUUUUCUAUAACUACGCUGACCUCCAAUGGCCGACAACCAACAUGGAAGAAAUAGCCCUGGCUGGUCUAAAUAGUGGCAGAACCACAGGCUACUACCAGUUACCUGGGUCACACACCACGGACAUACUGAAAUUGGCAAACACGAGCAAUGUUGGUGUUGCCGGCCGUUGGGUCUUUAAAGUGGAUAGACUUCAUCCAGAAGAUCCCAGUGGAAUUAUAGAACGCUCCAGUUCGGGUGGAAGACGUUCUAAGAUAUUGCUUCAAACAAGAAAGAAAUCUAUCGGCAACUGA